Molecule: messenger RNA, 1400 nt
Organism: Drosophila elegans
Lineage: Eukaryota; Metazoa; Arthropoda; Insecta; Diptera; Drosophilidae
Gene: MAGE
Product: melanoma-associated antigen B16
Exons: 1
Coding region: 114-812 (232 amino acids)
Cellular component (GO): nucleus
Source: RefSeq, a predicted model, not a curated record
UAUAUUUGGUCACACUAAUUAUAAAAGCGCAAUAAAUUGCAUUGUUUUCAAGUGGAAUUUCGAGGAAACGAAAGAAUUUGAGUGUAAUAAGAAGGUUAUCAGAUCACACAAAAAUGGCCAGCACUUCCCGCGCAGCUAGAAGCCAGAAUGGCAGUCUUUCGCAGCCAACACAGAUCACUAGGGAAGUGGACGACAAGGUGCGCGCUAUUUUAAACUACAUUUUGGAUCACACAGCCCAGAAGAUUCCCAUCAAGGACAAGGAUUUGGUGCCAGCGGCAGGCGACAGGAACGAGCUGAAGAAACGACUCCCGCUGGUCACUGAAUUGCUGGCCAAGCGGUUUGGUAUUUUGCUCACCCCCUUGGAUGCGGCUUCCAAAACGUUCAUUUGCAUUGCGGAGGAGCCGGUGGCAUCCAUCCACGAGCUGACGCCGGCACAGAGACCCCAGUUCACGCUGCUGUACAUCAUCCUCAUGUACAUCUUCCUGCGUGGCAACCGCAUCGAGGACUCCAAGCUGUACGCCAUGCUGGAGAUGCUGAACAUCCAGACGGACGAGGAGCACGGCUACUUUGGCGCCAGUGUGCGCAAGCAGAUCGAGGAGACGUUCGUUAAGCAACAGUACCUGAAGCGGGAGCGCUCCCAACUGAGCGCCUACGACGACUUCAAGACCUUCUUCCUCUGGGGACCGCGUGCCAAGGCGGAGUUCACCUACGAACAGAUCGUGCAGUUUGGCUCCAAGCUCCUAAAACAGGAUCCAAAGGUCUUCCAACACCACCUCACCAUGGCCCAGGAGGGGGCUAGUGCUGAGCAAUAGGAGCUGCAACUUCCUAACCACAUAAAUCUUCGUUUGUUAGCUUUUAUCAUAUUAACAAUUUACUAAUUUUCCCUUUGUCUUUAAAGCAUAUCAUCAAAUAAUUUAAUCUUUAUAGACUGUGCUGUUCUGAAGCUUGUUUACUUCUUAUUGGUUUCAAUUCACUCCAAAAAUAGCCCUUUAAUUCCUGUGCUUAUAAAGAUUACAAUUUCGAGUAUUAAUAGUCAAACUGGCAAUUUAACAAGACUAAGUUAGAUGAAAACCACGAGUUUAUUUUCUGAUCUUCGAACUUGAUAACUUCAAAUUAAGUUUAUGUUUAAAUGAAGUUUAACUGCUUUAUGAACUCGUUUACUAAUCAAGUUGUUUUAUAAUUUUCAAGACUAUGUCUUAUCAAAUUUACGAAAUUUGUUUAAAACUCUGCUUAGCUAUGUAAAGUUUUAAAAAUUACUUUUGAUUACUUAAUUUCAAAAUCUAGAGAACUGCAAAACGUUUAAUACAAUUUAAGUAAGGUUAAGUUUAAGCAUAUGUUCUAUUUAAAUUGAAAGUGUAUGACUAAAUGUAUAAAGAACUAAAUAAAAUAUAAAUUCAAAA